AUGAAAGCACGUGGCAUCCCGUCGCUCAUCCUCGAGCGGGAGAGCUGCUUAGCCUCACUGUGGCGGCUCAAAACCUACGACCGCCUCAAACUCCACCUCCCGAGGCGGUUCUGCCAGCUGCCGAUGAUGGACUUCCCGGAAAAAUCCCCGGAAAACUUCCCGACGAAGCACCAGUUCGUCGGGUACCUCGAGGCGUACGCGGAGAAAUUCGGGCUCCGGCCGGUGUUCGGCUGCCGGGUGGUGGCGGCGGAGAACGACUGCGGCGGGAUGUGGAGGGUGGAGGUGGCGGCCGCAGCGGGGGAGGGGGAGGGGGAGGUGGUGGUUGAGUACGUGUGCCGGUGGUUGGUGGUGGCGACAGGGGAGAACGCGGAGGAGGUGGUGCCGGAAAUCGAGGGGGUGGAGGAGUUUUUCGGCGAGGUGGUGCACACGAGUGGGUAUAGAAACGGGGAGGCGUACGUGGGGAAGAAGGUGUGUGUUGUCGGGUGCGGGAACUCCGGGAUGGAGGUGAGCUUGGACCUAUGCAACCACGGCGCGAGGCCAUCGAUCGUAGUCAGGGACACGGUUCACAUUCUGCCGAGGGAAAUGCUGGGGAGCUCGACUUUCGCGCUGUCCAUGUGGCUGAUCAAGUGGUUCCCGGUACGCCUCGUCGAUCGUUUCUUGCUGGCCGUCUCGCGCUUCGUGCUAGGUGACACGGGCCGAUUCGGGCUGAACCGGCCCAAUAUGGGCCCGCUCGAGAUUAAGGGCUUAACGGGCAGAACUCCGGUGUUGGACGUGGGAACCCUAGAUAAGAUCAAAUGUGGAGACAUUAAGAUACGGCCCGCCAUAAGGAAACUACGACAUAAAUCAGUGGAGUUCGUAGAUGGAACCAUAGAAAACUUCGAUGCAAUUAUACUGGCAACUGGUUACAAAAGCAAUGUGCCAUCUUGGCUAAAGGAAAGCAAGAUGUUCUCAGAAAAAGAUGGGCUCCCAAAAAGGCCAUUUCCAAAUGGGUGGAAAGGUGAAAAUGGGCUUUAUGCUGUGGGGUUCACCAAACGCGGCCUUCUUGGGACAUCAUUUGAUGCCAACAACGUUGCUAAUGACAUUGAAAUCUCUUGGAAGAAGGCAGAAGAAAAUCAACACAUUAAUUCCUCCAUUUCUAAUUGGCCACUUUUAUUGGAAAAAAUUGUGUAG
This is a messenger RNA of Striga hermonthica, 1170 nucleotides long. The record is from the annotation of a GenBank genome assembly. NCBI's taxonomy places the organism in Eukaryota, Viridiplantae, Streptophyta, Magnoliopsida, Lamiales, Orobanchaceae.